Molecule: messenger RNA, 1026 nt
Organism: Dromaius novaehollandiae (emu)
Lineage: Eukaryota; Metazoa; Chordata; Aves; Casuariiformes; Dromaiidae
Product: cyclin-O-like
Exons: 3
Coding region: 4-1026 (340 amino acids)
Biological process (GO): regulation of cyclin-dependent protein serine/threonine kinase activity; mitotic cell cycle phase transition
Cellular component (GO): cyclin-dependent protein kinase holoenzyme complex; cytoplasm; nucleus
Molecular function (GO): cyclin-dependent protein serine/threonine kinase regulator activity
Source: RefSeq, a predicted model, not a curated record
GCCAUGGUCACGGCGGCGGGCGGCGGCGGCGACACGGGCGGGCUGCGGCGGGGCCCCGGCAGCUGCCCGCGGCCCCCGGCCAAGCGGCGGCGGGCGGCGGCGGGGGCGCCGGGACCGGAGCCGGAGCCGGAGCCGGGGCCGGAGGGCCCGCUGGAGCUGCAGGCCUUCCGCGACUACGGGGAGAGCUGGUACCGCUCCCGCAAGCGGCUGGAGAGCCGCUUCCAGCCGCGGGAGCCGCUCGCCCGGCAGCCGCAGGUGACGGCGGAGGCGCGCUGCAGGCUCGUCAGCUGGCUCAUCCCCGUGCACCGGCACCUCGGCGUCUCCUUCGAGGCCCUCUGCCUCGCCGUCAACAUCCUCGACCGCUUCCUCGCCACCACCCCCGUGGCCGCCGACUGCUUCCAGCUCCUGGGGGUGACGGCGCUGCUCAUCGCCUGCAAGCAGGUGGAGGUGCACCCGCCGCGGGUGCGGGAGCUGCUCGCCCUCUGCUGCGACGCCUUCAGCCGCCAGCAGCUCUGCAGCCUCGAGUGCCUCGUGCUGCACAGGCUGCAGUUCGGCCUGGCGGCGCCCACCGUCAGCUGCUUCCUGGAGCACUUCACGCAGCUGCGCGUCGCCGCCCGCGGGGGCGACGCGGCGGAGGCCCGCGACGCCCGCAGCCUGGCCCGCGGCGUCGCCGAGCUCAGCCUGGCCGACUACGCCUUCACGCGGUACGCGCCCUCGCUGCUGGCCGCCGCCGCGCUGGGGCUGGCCGACCGGCUGCUGCGGCACCGGGCGCCGCUGGACCUGCGCCUCAGCGGCCACCCGCGGCGGCUGCUGCGGGGCUGCAUGGGCGAGCUGCGGCUCCUGGUGGCGCUGAACGGCGAGUCGCUGCCCCUCGUGCUGCCCCCCGGCCUCUCCGAGCGGUGCUCGCGGCUGCGCGGCCCCGACGCCCCGACGCCGCGGUGCCGGCCGCGGGCCGCCGCCGGGAAGGCGGCGCCGGCCGCGGGCUCCCGCCCGGCCGCGGCCGCGCCGGGUCGCGGCGCUCCCUAG